AUGCAACUGCUUAGUAGCGGGGAACCUUUUGCGCAGCUGACUUCACACUAUGAAGAUUGGAUGUUGAAGAUGACAACAUGUGAGAUGAACAUCCUAACCAGUCAAGAAUUCAACUGUGCCAUUGACCAAUUCAAAGAUUUUCUAUUAGAUAACCUACAGUCGACAGUUAGAUUCAAAGUUGUUGUUGCCGAAGUAAAACAAGUGAAUGAGGAAAGAUACAUGUUUGCCAGUCUGACCAUUGGCCAGGAUGAUACGAGGUUAGAAUUUACCAUAUCCUAUGACAAGUUUUACCAGGUGCCCAUUUUUUCCUUUCGAUUCUACAUCAAUGACAAACUAGAUUUCAAUAUUGAUGAAUUAGAUCAGUCACUCAAGGAGUCAUCGAAUUUAGUCUUGAACAGACUAGUUGAUUUAUCAAUCAUUGACCAUCAUUUAUUACAUCAGCCGUGGUUCCAAAUCCAUCCUUGUGAAACGUUGAACACACUAAAUACCCAUGUACAAAGUCAAAGGACCAUUACAUCAGGGCAAAACUACAACUACAAGUACUCCAUCAGUUAUUUAUCCUGCUGGUUUGGAUUAUACGCUCUACCAGAAAUAUUCCCUCAGUUUUCAAUAAGACCAGUUAUAUAUUCUUGA
Lodderomyces margitis is the source of this 633-nucleotide messenger RNA. RefSeq lists its product as uncharacterized. Bases 1 to 633 code for a protein of 210 amino acids. Gene Ontology annotation, molecular function: Atg12 transferase activity. Gene Ontology annotation, cellular component: intracellular anatomical structure. The transcript has a single exon. Gene Ontology annotation, biological process: protein lipidation; protein modification by small protein conjugation; macroautophagy. NCBI's taxonomy places the organism in Eukaryota, Fungi, Ascomycota, Pichiomycetes, Serinales, Debaryomycetaceae. The record is from RefSeq and is a predicted model, not a curated record.